AUGUCGAGCAGGUAUCACAAAGCAGCAGCUGAUGGCAAUUUGGACCUACUGAAAGAAGCCACUAGGAAAGAUCUCAAUACUUCAGAUGAAGAUGGAAUGACACCCACCCUUCUGGCAGCAUACCACGGGUAUCUAGAAGCUCUGGAAGUCAUAUGCGGAAGAGGAGGUGAUCCAGACAAAUGUGACAUCUGGGGGAACACGCCUCUCCACCAUGCUGCUUGCAAUGGUCACAUCCACUGUGUUUCUUUUUUGAUCCACUUUGGUGCCAAUAUAUUUGCUCUGGACAAUGACCUCCGCACUCCCCUGGAGGCAGCUGCCAGCAGAGACCGCAAUGAAUGCGUCAGAAUCCUGGACCAAGCUGCCACCGAGCAGAACAUGAUGAACCCAAAGAGGGUCUCCAAACUCAAAGCACAGGCCCAGAGGAAUGCAGAGAAACAGAUCAAGGAAUGUGAGAAGCGACAGGAGAAACACCAGCAUGAAAUGAACCGGAAUUAUAUAAAAGAAAACGUUGGCACAGUAAACUCUUCCAAAGGGACACACUCCAGAGUCAAGCUGCCUAGUCUCUUUGCUUCAACUACAACAAGCUCUUUCUCCAAAAACCUGAAAGAUACCUUCAAACUGAAGGGCAAAAAGGCAGCUGACAGCACAAGAAGCCAGGGAACACAAAGCAAUGACCAAAAGCAUGAUACAAGUAGAAGAACUGUGAUGCAUCUGUUCGAUGAGAAAGAGGAGGAUGAGUUACUGAAUGAGCUUGGAGAGAAAAGCUUCUCUGACAAUGACAGUCAGCUCUCCAUCUUUAAGCGGCCGGGUCUCGGCAAAAUUGUGUUUGGAAGGAAUUUGGCUGCAGAUGUAAACCCUGAAACUGUGUCUUCUGAGAAAGAAGGUACGAGCUUUAAAAUAUCCAGUGAGCUCUUUCAGUUUGAAAAUGAUGAGAAUGGCAAGGAAGAUGGUGCUGAAAAUGGUGCUGAUAUCCCUUGGCAGGAGGAAGAAGUCAUAUGGGAUGCAGAGGAAGUAGAGAACACGCCCCUUGAGGUGUUUCUGGCAUCACAAAUGCUGGAUGAGUUUCUUCCAGUCUUUAUGAGGGAAAAAAUUGAUUUAGAUGCUCUAAUGCUAUGUUCUGAUGAAGAUCUACAGAGUAUUCAGAUAGAGCUUGGGCCAAGAAAGAAAGUCCUGAAUGCUGUGAAUAAAAGAAAACAAGCACUCGAGAACCCUGGAAAGACUGUAGAUACUUGCUUGUAA
Indicator indicator is the source of this 1239-nucleotide messenger RNA. RefSeq names its product ankyrin repeat and sterile alpha motif domain containing 4B (gene ANKS4B). Bases 1 to 1239 code for a protein of 412 amino acids. Gene Ontology annotation, molecular function: protein binding. NCBI's taxonomy places the organism in Eukaryota, Metazoa, Chordata, Aves, Piciformes, Indicatoridae. The transcript is spliced from 2 exons. The record is from RefSeq and is a predicted model, not a curated record. Gene Ontology annotation, biological process: brush border assembly.